AUCACUACCCUCCAUGCGAAGGCACUGUAUUUGACAGUCAUGUUAUUGUUUACAGUCAGACAGUGACACAGCACCGCUGUCAGCACCCGGCACCCGGCUACUCUGGGAUAUUACUAGGAGAUUUAUAUUUGCCACUUUAUUUUUUACUUUUUAAAUAGUUUAUAGCGUAUGUUUAUAUCCAUAACUUGCACGAUAAACUUUGUUAUCGAAGUUUAGUUUGCUAUCUACCGGUAAGUCAGCCGGCCACCUCUCGGUGUGACUCAGCUAACUAACUUUGUACUAGAUCAGCUGCAGUUGUCAUUUUGAAGUAACCAAUUUGUGCCAUAAUGGACCAAACCGACUCUUACCCGGUGAAACUGUACAUCUACGACAUGUCCAGAGGCAUGGCCCGACAGCUGAGUGCUGUCAUGUUAGGGACACAACUUGAUGGGAUAUGGCACACUGGUAUCGUGGUCCAUGGAAAGGAGUUCUUCUUUAUGGGAGAAGGCAUCAGCAGUUGUCCCCCUUGUGGCACACCCUUGGGUGAACCUGACUCCGUAGUGGACCUGGGCUCCACUGAGGUGCCUGCAGAGCUGUUUAUGGAGUACCUGUUUUCACUGGCAGAUUCAACAUACAGAGGUGACAAGUACAACUUGUUUGAGCACAACUGCAACACUUUCAGCGACGAGGUGGCUCAGUUCCUCACGGGCAAAAAGAUCCCAUCGUACAUCACAGACCUUCCAUCUGACGUUCUAUCCACGCCUUUUGGCCAGGCUCUCCGUCCCUUACUGGAUUCCAUCGUCAUAAAUCCUGGAGGCACCAACAUAACCGGACAGCGAUAGACGGGCCAUGCACAUUAAAGGGGAACACCACC
Molecule: messenger RNA, 853 nt
Organism: Sebastes umbrosus (honeycomb rockfish)
Lineage: Eukaryota; Metazoa; Chordata; Actinopteri; Perciformes; Sebastidae
Gene: desi1b
Product: desumoylating isopeptidase 1b
Exons: 6
Coding region: 327-821 (164 amino acids)
Biological process (GO): protein modification by small protein removal
Molecular function (GO): peptidase activity
Source: RefSeq, a predicted model, not a curated record